AUGCGGAGGGCGGCGGCGUUGGUGCUGCUGGCGGCGGCGCUGAGCGGCCCCGGGGCCGGCGCUCGGAGCUGCCCCGCGCUCAGCCUGGGCUGUAAGUGCGCGGCCGAGCGGGCCAAGGCGGGCGGCGGCCCCGGAGCGCCCCGGAGGAGGGUGGUCUGCAGCGGAGCGGGGCUGCCCGCGCCGCCCGAGCCGCAGCUGCUGCCCGAGGGCACCGUCACGCUGCUGCUGGGCAACAACAAGAUCACGGUGCUGGAGAACGGCUCCUUCUUCGGCCUGCGGGCUCUGGAGAAGCUGGACCUGAAGAACAACCUGAUCAGCACAGUGCAGCCAGGCGCCUUCCUCGGCCUCCCCGAGCUGAAGCGGCUGGACCUCUCCAACAACCGCAUCGGCUGCCUCAGUGCCAGCGUCUUCCAGGGCCUCCACAACCUCCUCCGGCUGAACAUGUCUGGAAAUAUCUUCUCCAGCCUCCCGCCCGGUGUUUUUGACGAGCUCCCCUCGCUGAAAGUCGUGGACUUCGCCACCGAGUACCUGACGUGCGACUGCAACCUGCGCUGGGUGCUGCGCUGGGCCCGCGAGCGGCCGGCGCAGCUGUCGGAGCGCACGGCGUGCGCCUUCCCCGGGCAGCUGCGCGGCGUGGCGCUGCGAGGGGCGCGGGACGGGCAGCUCCGCUGCGCGGGAGCCCCGGAGCUGCACACGCACCAGCUGAUCCCGUCGCUGCGCCAGGUGGUGUUCCAGGGCGACCGGCUGCCCUUCCAGUGCACGGCCACCUACCUGGAUAACAGCACGCAGAUCCGCUGGUUCCACAACCGGCAGCCCGUGCGGGAGGAUGAGCAGACGGGUGUCAUCGUGGAGGAGAGUCUCAUCCAUGAUUGCACCUUCAUCACCAGCGAGCUCAUCCUCUCCAACAUCCACGUCUCCGCCAACGGCGAGUGGGAAUGCGCCGUGUCCACCUCGCAGGGCAACGUCAGCAAGAAGGUGGAGAUCGUGGUGCUGGAGACCUCUGCAUCCUACUGCCCUGCCGAGAGGGUCACCAACAACCGCGGGGACUUCAGGUGGCCCCGCACCCUGGCGGGGAUCACGGCCUUCCAGCCCUGCCUGCAGCACCCGUUCGCCGCGGGGCCGGCGGGCGCGGGCGCGGCGGGCGAGAAGCAGGCGUGGCGGCGCUGCGACCGCACCGGGCGCUGGGAGGACGGCGACUACUCCCACUGCCUCUACACCAACGACAUCACCCGCGUGCUCUACACCUUCGUGCUGAUGCCCAUCAAUGCCUCCAACGCCCUGACCCUGGCUCACCAGCUCCGCGUCUACACGGCCGAGGCAGCCAACUUCUCAGACAUGGUUGAUGUCCUCUACGUGGCCCAGAUGAUCGAGAAGUUUAUUGGCUACGUGGACCAGAUCAAGCAGCUGACAGACGUGAUCGUGGAGAUGGCCAGCAACAUCAUGCUGGUGGACGACCACAUCCUGUGGAUGUCCCAGAAGGAGGAGAAGGCCUGCUCCAGCAUCGUGCGCUCCCUGGAGAGGAUCGCGGCGCACACGCUGGGCAGCAACUCCCAGCACAUGGCAGUGAACUCUCGCAACAUCGCCUUCGAGGCGUACGUGGUGAAGCCCGAGAGCUACGUGGGGCUGAGCUGCGUGGCCUUCCAGCGGUGGGAUGGGACCCCGAGCCCCCCAGGACGGCCCACCCAGGCCGAGCGGGGGGCAGAGCCCACCCCUGACCAGCAGCUCCGGCUGCGCUGCACCACGGGGCGCCCCAACAUCUCCCUGAGCAGCUUCCACAUCAAGAACAGCAUCGCCCUGGCCUCCAUCCAGCUGCCGCCCACCCUGUUCUCCAGCCCCAUCCCAGCCACACCCGGGGCCGACUGCAAGCUCCACCUGCUGGUGUUCCGAAACGGGAAACUCUUCUGCAGCACCGGCAACUCCUCGCGCCUGGCCGACGAUGGCAAACGCCGCAGCGUGGCCACGCCGGUCAUCUACGCCGGGACCUAUGGCUGUGGAGUGGGGAACCUGUCCGAGCCGGUGGCCGUGUCCCUGCGACACCCCGGGGAGGGCACGGACCCCGUGGCUGCCUACUGGAACUUCGAGGUGCUGGGGGGCAUGGGGGGCUGGAGCGCUGAGGGGUGCCAGCUGGCUGCCCGUGAGCCCAACGUCACCUCCCUGCACUGCCGGCACCUCAGCAACGUGGCCGUGCUCAUGGAGCUCAGUGGCUUCCCCAGCGAGGCACAAGGCGCUGUGGAGGUGCUGCACCCAGCCAUGUACACCUGCACGGCCGUGCUGCUGCUCUGCCUCUUCACCACCAUCAUCACCUACAUCGUCCACCACGGCACCAUCCUCAUCCCGCGCAAGGGCUGGCACAUGCUGCUGAACCUGUGCUUCCACAUCGCCAUGACGGCCGCCGUCUUCGCGGGAGGCAUCACCCUCACCGGCUACCGGGCCGUGUGCCAGGCCGUUGGCAUCAUCCUGCACUACUCGUCGCUCUCCACGCUGCUCUGGAUGGCGGUGAAAGCCCGAGUGCUCUACAAGGAGCUGAGCUGGAAGGCGCCGCAGCAGCCAGACAGGGAUGCGUCCCAGGCAGCCCCCAGACCCAUGCUGCGGUUCUACCUGAUCGCUGGUGGCAUCCCCCUCAUCAUCUGUGGGAUCACAGCAGCUGUCAACAUCCAAAACUACCACGACAACAACCCCUACUGCUGGCUGGUGUGGCGGCCCAGCCUGGGCGCCUUCUACGUCCCCGUGGCUUUCAUCCUGCUCGUCACCUGGAUUUAUUUCCUCUGUGCCGGGCUCAGCCUCCAGUGCCGCCCCUCGCACCAGAAGGACAUCCCGGAGCCGCUGGAGCCCCCGCCGCGACUGGGGGCCACCGGUGACCUCCUGACAGACUCUGGCUCCAUCUCGGUGACGCUGAACUCGGGGCCACCCUGCCCUGAGGGGGACGGUGUGUACUCCCUGCAGGUGCAGUUCUGGGCUCUGGUGGCCACCCACGCCCUGUACGUGGCCCUGUGGACGUUCGGCGCCAUGGCCGUGUCCCAGCGCUGGUACCUGAGCAUCGUCUUCAGCUGCCUCUACGGCGUCACCGCCGUGGCGCUGGGGCUCUUCAUCUUCAUCCAUCACUGCCUGCGCCGCCGGGACGUGCUCAGCUCCUGGUUCUCGUGCUGCCCCUCGUACCGCAACGCGCUGCCCAUGCAGGCCUACGUGCACCCCGGGCUGGGGCCGGAGGACGGCUCGCAGGUCUUCAUCGGCUGCGAGCCGGAGGCCGCUCGCUCCGGAGCCUCCUCAUCCUCCUCACCCAGCAGCGCUGGCUCUGCCGGAGGCCGCUGCAAGCUCACCAACCUGCAGGUCGCCCAGAGCCAGGCGGAAUCGCGGCCGCCGCCCUGCCCGGAGCCGGACACUGCCGAUGGGAAGCCAGUCAGGCACAGCAGCAACGUGCACGGCCGCAGGAGCCACCGCGGCAGGACGAAGCCGUGCCGCGACGGGAAGCACCACCGCUUGAAAAUGCUGCGGGGCCCCUCGGAGCACCCGUCCAGCGAGAGCGGCAGCCUCCACAACAGCCACUCCGAGAGCUACCCCAGCGGCAGGACCAGCCCGGCCAGGAUGGGGAUGCCGCAGGACGGGGAUGCGCUGCCCAGCCCCUCGGAGGGCAGCGAUGGAGGGAGGAGGAUGGCCGACAUCAGCGAGGCUCGCCGGAGGAGCGGCAGCCGGGACAACCUGCGGCCGGGUGGAGCUGAGAGGGAGGCGAAGCGGCGCUCGUACCCCCUCAACGUGGGCAGCCACAACGGCGGCCUCAAGGGCAGCAAGUACGACAUCAACCUGGCCAGCGCCGACAGCGUGGCCGGCAUGAAGACCGGCCUGUGGAAGAGCGAGACCACCGUGUGAAGGUGGGGAAGGA
Messenger RNA from Melozone crissalis (California towhee), 3877 nucleotides. It is a transcript of the gene ADGRA2, whose product is annotated as adhesion G protein-coupled receptor A2. NCBI's taxonomy places the organism in Eukaryota, Metazoa, Chordata, Aves, Passeriformes, Passerellidae. Gene Ontology annotation, molecular function: protein binding; G protein-coupled receptor activity. The coding region runs from base 1 to 3864 and encodes 1287 amino acids. The record is from RefSeq and is a predicted model, not a curated record. Gene Ontology annotation, cellular component: Wnt signalosome; plasma membrane. The transcript has 19 exons. Gene Ontology annotation, biological process: central nervous system development; cell surface receptor signaling pathway; G protein-coupled receptor signaling pathway.